Messenger RNA from Lucilia cuprina (Australian sheep blowfly), 2904 nucleotides. RefSeq lists its product as uncharacterized. The transcript has 5 exons. The record is from RefSeq and is a predicted model, not a curated record. Lineage: Eukaryota; Metazoa; Arthropoda; Insecta; Diptera; Calliphoridae. Bases 1 to 2904 code for a protein of 967 amino acids.
AUGGCCAACAAGGACAAAGAUAUGCCAGAAUUAAAUGAUUCUGGAAGUCCAGAAUUGGCCUCUUUGAAACAACAAAGGGCCACAAUGAAAAGAAAUAUUACUUGUUUAGAAAAGAAAAUCGAUAAGGAUGGAGAUACUGCUGAUACAACAAUUUUGCAAUGUCGGCUCGAAAUAUUAGAGUCCUACUUCAAACAGAUUUCCCAUAUUCAAGGGCAAAUUGAAAAAAUAAGUCCUUCCGAUGUCACUAGGAGUGACUUAGAAGAAAUAUAUAUUGCAGCCAAGGCAAAAUUGUUGUCCAUCUUAAACAAAACUCGUAGUUCGACUUCAAUGGAACAAAGUUUCUUCAACACUUCGAUCGAACUUUCCAAUCAAACUCGUUUGUCCUCGUUAAAAUUGCCUCGCUUCGAUGGAAAGUACACAGAUUAUAAACGAUUUAUCACUACCUUUAAUAAUAUGGUUCAUGAUAAUUCGUCGAUUACACCAGUAGAUAAAUUCAAUUAUCUGUUAAAUUGUCUUUCUGGUCCAGCCCUAUCAGUUGUGGAACCUUUCCAAGUGACUGAUGAGAAUUACCCGAAGGCCCUUGAUAGGUUGAGGGAGCGGUACGACAACAAAGUACUAAUUUUCUUGGAACACAUUACAACACUUUUCAACAUUCCUGAAAUGUCCAAAGGCGAUAGUGUUUCAUUACGUUAUAUCAUAGAUACCGUUUCUGCAAUUCGUGGUUCACUAUUAUCGCUUGGAUCGGAAUUAGACAUUAUGAAUGCUAUUAUAAUUCAUAUUGUUUUAUCGAAGCUGGAUGAUAGUUCUAAACAGAAUUACGAUGAAAAACUAGAUUUUAGAUCAUUGCCCUCAUGGGACACCUGUUAUGACAUCUUGAGUCAUCGAUGUCAAUUUUUGGAAAGUCAUGGAAAGAAAAGUGAACAAAAAAGUAGUUCUAGUGGCACAAAUAAUUUAAUUUCUAGUCGUUGUAGGGUUUGUCAGUCCGCUCAUCAUACUUCGUUACAUAUUUUCGUUCAACCGGAAUCAGCACCAGUUAAUCCAGCUCCUCCUGAAACAUCUACAAAUAAUGCAACAUCGUUAGUAGCUCGUUCGUUCAAAAGAGCCAUAAUACCAACUGCGGUGGUUCUUAUCAAAGAUAGUUUCGGUUGUUCUCAACCUGUAAGAGUUCUUCUGGAUUCCUGUUCUGAAAUUAACUUCAUUACAGAAGAAACUGCCAAGAAACUUAAACUACGUUUUCUACCAAAUUGUCAAGAUGUUUCUGGAAUAAGUGAAAUUCAAACAAAAAUAAGAUAUUCUGUUGCUGCUACCAUAAAAUCCCAAAUUGGCACAUUUCAGUGGUCAUCAACAUUUGCUGUAACGAAAUCUAUAUCAGCCCAACAGCCUGGUGAAAAAAUAGAUACAACAAGGUUCACAAUUCCAGAAACCAUACAACUUGCAGACCCGCUUUUCUAUAAGCCCCAACGCAUUGAUUUGUUAAUUAGUACGGAAAUAUUUUUCGAUUUGUUGCUCGAAGGACGCAUUUCGUUAGGACAUGGCAUGCCUUGCCUUGUUAAUACAGUUUUUGGAUGGAUUGUUGGUGGAAAAUUCAACGAUCAAAAAAAUCCCUCGACCCUUACAUUUGAGGAAUAUGUAAGUGGUCCUCAAACAUUUACCAAUGAGGAACAAGCGUGUGAGAAACAUUUCACCGAAAAUGUCCAAAUUAACUCGGACCGAAGAAUUCAAGUUCGGUUACCAUUUAAACAAAAUCCUAAUUGUUUAGGUGAGUCUUUCGAAAUUAGUAAACGAAGAUUUUUGUCGCUCGAACGUAAAUUGGAACGUGAUCCCACUUUAAAAUCUAUGUAUGUCGAUUUUGUGAACGAAUAUUUGGCACUUGGUCAUAUGUCGCUCUAUAAUCGUCCUCUUUCGCAUCCACAUUACAUAAUACCUCAUCAUUGUGUUCUCAAGCCUGAGAGUACAACAACAAAGCUUCGUGUCGUUUUCGAUGGGUCAGCUCGCACAACUUCGAAUCAUUCCUUGAAUGAUAUACUCAUGGUUGGCCCAACUAUACAACAAGAUUUAGUUACCACACUCUUUUCGUUUCGUUUGAAUAGAUUUGCUCUCACUGCAGACAUAUCUAAAAUGUACCGCCAAUUUUUAGUCGAUGAACGUGAUCGUAAAUUUCAAUUGGUUCUUUGGAGAUCCAAUUCAAAAGACAAACUAUGCGUGUUUCAACUAAACACCGUUACGUAUGGGCUCUCAGCAGCACCGUUUUUGGCUAUUCGAAGUUUGUUUAUUAUCGCCGAUCAGCACAGUUCAACUUUUCCCAUUGGUUCAAAGCUCGCAAAGUGGAAUAGCAAUUGUCCAGACUUCGUAACCAACAACGACGAAGAAGUUGCCAUUAAAACCACUGAAGAAAAUAUUACAAAAACACUUGGAAUGUCCUGGAAUCCUACUCAGGAUAUAUUUUUGUUUCGCUUUAACUUGUCCGAUGUAAGUAAUCCCACAAAACGUUCAAUUUUAUCGAUAGUAGCAAAAAUUUUCGAUUUGCUUGGUCUCUUGAGCCCUAUUGUAGUUCGUUGUAAAAUGCUGGUCCAAGAGAUGUGGGUCCAGAAUAUUGGUUGGGAUGAUCCCCUCAACAAUAGUUUGACAUUGAUGUGGCUCCAAAUUAAAGCAGAUUUGGAACAUAUUCAUGAAAUCACAAUACCUCGAUAUGUUUUUACUUCGGAAAACAUACUCGGCGAAAUACAUGGCUUCGCCGACGCUUCGCAACGCGCAUUUGGAUGCUGUAUUUACUAUCGCGUCUUAGAAAAUGGUUCUUAUAAAACUACUUUGUUAAUCGCCAAAUCGAAGGUGGCUCCAAUAAAAGCACAGUCUUUACCUCGUCUCGAACUAUGCGCACAACCUAAUUUUUCCAAUACCUUAUAG